This is a messenger RNA of Passer montanus (Eurasian tree sparrow), 1721 nucleotides long. It is a transcript of the gene CDK5RAP1, whose product is annotated as CDK5 regulatory subunit associated protein 1. Gene Ontology annotation, cellular component: cytosol; mitochondrion. The transcript has 12 exons. Gene Ontology annotation, biological process: tRNA modification; negative regulation of cyclin-dependent protein serine/threonine kinase activity. Bases 136 to 1569 code for a protein of 477 amino acids. Lineage: Eukaryota; Metazoa; Chordata; Aves; Passeriformes; Passeridae. The record is from RefSeq and is a predicted model, not a curated record. Gene Ontology annotation, molecular function: tRNA-2-methylthio-N(6)-dimethylallyladenosine(37) synthase activity; 4 iron, 4 sulfur cluster binding.
UCCCUGACUCCAGUGGUGGUGUUGAGGGCUUGUUCCCGCAGAGCAGGGGCUGGGGCGGGUUGUGGAUGGGAGCUGAGCAGGCUCCUGUGCCACACGGCCUUUGUUGCAGUGUACCUGGAGACCUACGGCUGCCAGAUGAACGUCAGUGACACCGAGAUCGUCUGGGCCAUCCUGCAGAAGAAUGGCUAUGCCAGGACAAAGGAGCUGGCUGAGGCAGAUGUGGUUCUUCUUGUCACCUGUUCCGUGAGGGAGAAGGCAGAGCAGGCCAUCUGGAACCGUCUGCAGCACCUCAAGGCGCUGAAGGCGCGGCGGCCCCAGGCUCGUGCUCGGCUCCGCGUCGGGAUCCUGGGAUGCAUGGCUGAGAGGCUUAAGGAGGAGAUUCUGCACAGGGAGAAGCUGGUCGAUGUCAUAGCAGGCCCUGAUGCCUACCGUGACCUUCCCCGGCUGCUGGCAGUGGCAGAGUCUGGCCAGCAAGCUGCCAAUGUCCUGCUGUCCCUAGAUGAGACCUAUGCUGACAUUCUGCCUGUCCAGACUAGUGCAAGUGGCACCACAGCAUUUGUGUCCAUCAUGCGGGGCUGUGACAACAUGUGCAGUUACUGCAUCGUGCCCUUCACCCGAGGCCGGGAAAGGAGCCGCCCCAUCGCCUCCAUCCUGCAGGAAGUGAAGAUGCUCUCAGAUCAGGGAGUAAAAGAAGUGACCCUCUUGGGUCAGAAUGUCAACAGCUUUCGAGACCUGUCUGAGGUGCAGUUUCAGUCAGUGGCUGCCCCUGGCCUCAGCCGUGGCUUCAGCACAGUCUACAAAGCCAAAGCGGGAGGUUUGCGCUUCUCACACCUGCUGGACCAGGUCUCUAGGAUUGAUCCAGAAAUGAGGAUCCGUUUCACCUCCCCACAUCCCAAGGAUUUUCCUGAUGAGGUCCUGCAGCUCAUCCAGGAGCGACACAACAUCUGCAAACAGCUGCACCUCCCAGCCCAGAGUGGGAGCACGCGAGUCCUGGAGGCCAUGCGGCGAGGAUACACAAGAGAAGCGUAUUUGGAGCUUGUGCACCACGUGCGUGACUCUAUCCCAGGAGUGAGCCUGAGCAGUGAUUUCAUCGCUGGGUUCUGUGGAGAGACAGAGGAGGAUCACCUGCAGACAGUGUCCUUGCUGCGCGAAGUCCGCUACAACGUCGGCUUCCUGUUUGCCUACAGCAUGAGACAGAAGACGCGGGCGCAUCACCGGCUGCAGGACGAUGUCCCCGCAGACGUGAAGAAGCGGCGGCUGGAGCAGCUCAUUGCCACCUUCAGGGAGGAGGCUGCAAGGGCCAACGCAGCACUGGUGGGACAGGCCCAGCUGGUGCUAGUGGAAGGGCCCAGCAAACGCUCUUCCUCGGAGCUGUGUGGGAGGAACGACGGCAACAUCAAGGUGAUCUUCCCUGACGCCGAGCUGGAGGAUGCUGCCGAGCGCGGGGCUCCAGGCAGAGCCCAGCCUGGGGACUAUGUGCUGGUGAAGGUAACCUCUGCCAGCUCGCAGACCCUGCGGGGAGUUCCGCUCUGCCGGACCUCCCUGUCCCGUGCUGCUGCUGCUCACUGAGGGAUCCCUGCUGCCCCUGGAUGGAAGCAGCACAUGUUCUCCAUGAAGAAACAAGGACGUGUGGUCAGGUGGAGAGAUGUGGUAGAGCCAUGGAGAUAUAUAUGUAUAUUAAAAUUUAUUUAUGAAAUAAUAAAACACAUAUAUAUUUCUGC